Messenger RNA from Symbiodinium natans, 930 nucleotides. NCBI's taxonomy places the organism in Eukaryota, Dinophyceae, Suessiales, Symbiodiniaceae. The record is from the annotation of a GenBank genome assembly.
AUGGCGACCCAGGGUGGCGAAGCAGCAGAAUCUGAGCGGCCGAGCGUUGUGAAGCUGAAUGUUGGUGGCCGGCACUAUGUGGCUGCAGCAUCCACGCUGACAUCCCAGGGUGGCAUGCUGGCGGCAAUGCUGCAAGGGCCCUACAGCUCAGCAGAGCUUGUGGACGGCGCGUUCUUCAUCGACAGGGAUGGGGAAGUCUUCCGCUACAUCCUGGAGUACCUCCGCUGCGGUAUGGUGGAGGUACCACCGACAAUGCCAAAGGGGCUCUUGAAGAAGAUCGAGCGCGAAGCGGAUUUCUUUGCUUUUCCCGGCCUUGUCCGCUACAUUCGGGAGCGGCUGGUGGAAAAGCGGGUGCGGGUCAGCAUCUUUAUCGGCAGGUUCAUGUGCUCCAACGACGGCUGCAAUUGUGGAGCCGGACAGAAAGUGGAGAUCAACGAGGUGGAAGGCCUUUCUUUCUUCGAUGCGGAGUUCAUCCAUCCGCGUCAGGAGAGAAGACCUGCGAUUGGCGCACCGUCCUGUGUGCUGCAUAUCCUGCUCCAGCUGCAGCCCUCCGCAGAUUCCAAGGGCGAGGCAGAGGGCCGCGAGGGCACUGGACCUGUCGUCCUGGAGCCUACAGAUGAGAGCAUGGAGCAGGCGACAAGCGCAAUCCGUCACGCCCUUCUCUGCAGCGAUGAGAUUGGACAGUCCAGUGCGGACGAGCUCGUCUCAGACGAGUGGUCGCCGGUACGCAGGGCGCUUCUUGACCUGGCAGCAAGCGGGGAUCUCACCUUUCUCCAAUGGCUUGCGCGAGCCGAUGAGUACAAGGUGGGCGAUCCCAACGAUGAGAGGUUCCAGUUCGUUCACUACGAGAAGUUUGUGAAGCUCACUUUCGAAGUUCUGCCACGACCGGAGACCUGCUUCGGCGCGACUUCGCCUCGGCAGCCCCCAUGA